AUGAGAAGCGGAAGCUACAAGGGGAAAGACUUUCAUGCUUAUAUGUUCGGUAAUGGAGGUGUGUUUCAAUCUGCAACAAGUGGUUAUAUGUCUCCAGAAUACGCUGUGGAUGGACUUUUCUCAGUCAAAUUGGAUGUUUUCAGUUUUGGAGUUUUGGUACUUGAAAUUGUGAUCGGAAAGAGGAACAGGGGUUUCUCUCACCCUGAUCACAGCCUCAACCUCUUGGCCAUGUGA
Thlaspi arvense is the source of this 234-nucleotide messenger RNA. Lineage: Eukaryota; Viridiplantae; Streptophyta; Magnoliopsida; Brassicales; Brassicaceae. The record is from the annotation of a GenBank genome assembly.